Colossoma macropomum (tambaqui) is the source of this 2408-nucleotide messenger RNA. It is a transcript of the gene zbtb35, whose product is annotated as zinc finger protein 131. Gene Ontology annotation, molecular function: DNA-binding transcription factor activity, RNA polymerase II-specific; protein binding; RNA polymerase II cis-regulatory region sequence-specific DNA binding. The record is from RefSeq and is a predicted model, not a curated record. The transcript has 9 exons. Gene Ontology annotation, cellular component: nucleus. Lineage: Eukaryota; Metazoa; Chordata; Actinopteri; Characiformes; Serrasalmidae. Gene Ontology annotation, biological process: regulation of transcription by RNA polymerase II. Bases 119 to 1801 code for a protein of 560 amino acids.
GUCCGGAGCGGCCGCCCUUUUCGGGGAUCGACGGAGGGCAGCGCGGCGGGAGCGGAGCGACCAGGAGAGCCACAAAAACAGCUCCACACAACUUUAGAGACACACCGAGGGCUGAACCAUGUCUGAGGCUGGAGAUGUUGAUCACAGCCAUGAGUUUCCAGCCCAUUAUAAGGUCAUGCUGGAUAAGCUGAACGAGCAGAGGCAGCUGGACCAGUUCACAGACAUCACUCUGAUCGUGGACGGUCAUCAGUUCAGAGCCCAUAAAGCGGUGCUGGCGGCCUGCAGCCAUUUUUUCCACAAGUUCUUCCAGGACUUUACUCAGGAGCCUCUGGUGGAGAUAGAAGGAGUGAGUAACACAGCUUUCCGUCACCUGAUGGAGUUCACCUACACGGCCACGCUGGCGGUAAACGGAGAGGAGGAGGUGAACGACGUGUGGAGGGCGGCUGAGUAUCUGCAGAUGCAGGAGGCCAUUAAAGCUCUGAACAACAGGAUGAACGGCAUCACCGUGCUGAGCAGGUCGCAGGUCCUGGCCGAGAGGAGCAAAGCGAAGAAGAGGAAGAUCGCGGAAACCUCCAACGUCAUCACGGAGACGCUUCCGUCCGCCGAGACGGAGACGGUGGAGAUCGAGGUGGAGGUCGGAGACGACGCCAUCGAGGUGCAGGAGGGAGGGCUGGAGGAGGUGGUGGACGCAGGACGAGCGAACACAGACCCCACCACGGAGUCCUCAGAUGACUCGGCUCUGGCUCUGCUGGCCGACAUCACCAGCAAAUACCAGCAGGGGGAGCAGACGGUGCACAUGGUGAAGAAGGGCGAGGAGGAGACGGUGGUCCUGCAGGAAGAAGCUGUGAUGGCCACCAAAACCCUGGAGGGCAUGGAGGUGGUGGAGGUCCAGAUCUCUCAGCUGGACAACAUGUUCCGAUGUGAUAAGUGUGACCGCUGCUUUAAGCUCUUCUACCACCUGAAGCAGCACAUGAAGACGCACACGGCCGGCCUGGAGAAGCCCUUCACCUGCAAGCACUGCGGGAGGCCGUACGCUCGGGAGGGGGCGCUCAAACAGCACCUGAACACCUACCACUUCGAGGCGGAGGAGCAGUCCCACCGGCAGAAGAAGAAGGUGCACGUCUGCGUCUACUGCAACAAGCAGUUCGACCACUUCGGACACUUCAAAGAGCACUUAAGGAAACACACAGGUGAGAAGCCCUUCGAAUGUCCAGAUUGUCAUGAGCGUUUUGCGCGGAACAGCACGCUGAAGUGUCACAUGUCCGCCUGCCAGAACGGAUCAGGAGCCAAGAAAGGACGAAAGAAGCUGUACGAGUGUCAGGUGUGCAGUGAGGUGUUUAACAGCUGGGAGCAGUUUAAAGAUCACCUGGUGAUCCACACAGGUGAGAAGCCCAAUCACUGCACCUUCUGUGAUCAGUGGUUUACGGCUCCGCGGGACCUGGGGGCUCACCUGAGGGACCAGCACGGCUUCCAGGAGGAGGUAGUGAUCGCUGACCCCGCGGCCGUGCUGGCGGUGACCAGCGUGGAGGAGGGCGAGGAGCGAGUGGUGCUGCAGGACGGGAUGCGGGUGGAGCACGUCACGGUGGAGCCGGUGGACGUGGUGGCCGUGGAGGAGGCCGUGGUUCUGGAGGAGGAGGCGGCGCUUCAUGCCUCGGCGGAGGAGACGGUGCUGAUAGAGGUGGAGGAGGAGGGACUGAAGGAGCAGACCAUGGAGGUCCAUCUGGAGCAGGUCACAGAAGAGCCGCAGCAGGAGCAGGAGGUCCGGACGGAGGAGGUGAAGAUCCAGAGCGAGGCCGUAUGAGAUGAAGACGCUGUGAAUGCGGACUGAAUUUAACGUUGACGUUUGCUAUUUAUUUCUGAAGCAGGGCCACUUUUCUCCUCUCCGGUCUGACGGUGAAGCUGCAGGAGCAUCGAAAUGGUCGUUUACAGGCGUUUAAGAAGUAGCAGUGGGUUCUUUUUAAGCUUUUUAGGAAAGCUCGUUAAGAAAACUCAGUUGGAGGUGUAGAAAUGCGCAGGUGCUCUGCCAGUUUAGUUCCCUGAGGAAAAAUGUCUUAUUUUUGUAAAUGUUGUGAAGAUUUUUUGUCUGUAUAUACGAGUGUUGCUGUUGUUCGCUUAGUUCUGUGACAGUAUGACUGUAAGGGCUUCAGUUAAGGUGGACGUUAAGGUGGAUCUGUAGACGAUUCAGCGUUGGCUUUUGCUCCGAUGCCUCUUCCCCUGCAGCUGGAUGCGGUCAGUUUCUCUCUCUGCCUCUCCGAGGACAUUCAGACAGCUCAGGAACCUGAAUGUCCACGCCCUCAUCGUUUUUUCAUCAUUUCAGAUUGUUAUUGAUUUGUACAGAGCAAUAAAAUGCGAAAUUAAAUAUGUAAGAGCAUGACCUGCCUUUUAUAAAGAGCCUGUCAGGACUUUUA